Paramuricea clavata is the source of this 4008-nucleotide messenger RNA. Lineage: Eukaryota; Metazoa; Cnidaria; Anthozoa; Malacalcyonacea; Plexauridae. The record is from the annotation of a GenBank genome assembly.
AUGGCAUCAGGAAACCUUCAAUGGGCAGCGCCUAAACCUUUGAAAUUAGACGGGAACGUCAGUGAAAACUUUCGCAAGUUUGAGGAGCACUGGACGCUCUUCGAGAAGACUGAGCUGAAAGGACGGUCUGAAGAGGAAAGAUGCUCAUACUUUCUUCUAUGCAUUGGAGAGAAAGGCCGAGAAGUUCACAAGACCUUGACGUUCGCAACGCCAGAAACAGAGACAAACCAAGAGGGGGCAACAACGUGGAAGAGAACAACAAACGAGCUAAAAUCAGCGUUUAAAACCUACUGUAACCCGAGAAAGAACAUUACGUUCGAACGACACAAAUUCAACAUACGGAAUCAAGACGAAAACGAAAGCAUCGACCAGUAUGUGACUGUUUUGCGCACUCUCGCAGCAACAUGUGAAUUUGAGACACUUCACGAUGGGCUAAUUCGUGACCGGAUAGUUUGUGGAAUUCGUAACCAAAGUAUUAAAGAACGUCUACUUCGUGAAUCCGAGUUAACUCUGCAGAAAACCUUGGAUAUAUGCCGAGCAUCCGAAGUAUCUCGCAAGCAAGUGAAGUCGCUAAGCGAUCAGAGUUCCGCCAAUGUCGACGCAUUGGGGAAAGACCAGCGAAAACACAAUUACAGAGGGAAUUUUCGCAACCACAACAUCAAACCGGAAAACGAAAAACCCCCAAACAAAUCCUGCGGUAAUUGUGGUCGAGUUCACGAGCUAAAAUCUUGCCCUGCAUAUGGGAAAAAGUGCAAUAACUGUCAAAAACUAGGACACUUUGCCAAACUAUGUCGAUCGCAAGCUAAAAACCCAAAGAAAUCGGUUCAUGAUGUAGAUUAUGAAAGCGACUCCUCGACGCACGGAAUUGAUAUGGUGAAGACAGCUGUGACAAGUGACAAUGACGAAGAACACGCAUCUCUUAAAAUUAACAACACGACAAUUCGCAUAAAACUCGACUCCGGAGCCGAGACAAACGUUCUAACAAAGAAAGAUUUCGAAGCCGCUGUUCCAAAACGACAACGUCGUAGCAAGCUCAAAACGAGCGCCGCAAAACUGACCGCUUUCGGGGGCCAUAACAUUCCUGUCAUCGGAAAAUGCUAUUUAAAGUGUCAAUACAAAGGAGCGACUGAAGUACUCGAGUUUCAAGUGGUCGAGACGGGCAAAUCCUUGCUCGGAUGUACAAACUGUAAAAGUAUGAAACUUAUAACAUUUCAUAACGUAGACCAGCUGCGCAACCAGCCAAUUAACGACGCGUCACCUCAAAGUUCACUAAACGGACUUACAAGUGAACAGAUAUUCGAGAAAUAUUCCAAAUGCUUUGACGGAUUAGGACGCAUAUCAGACCCUUAUCACAUUAAGAUUAACCCUGACGCAACGCCUGUUGUUCAUCCACCUCGUAAGCUUCCUUCAGCGUUGAGAGAUCGAGUCCAGAACGAACUACAAGAAAUGGAAUCCAGGGGAAUCAUUAAGAAAGUCAACGAGCCCACGGCAUGGGUAAACUCCAUGGUAGUUAACGAGAAACGCUCGGGAAAAUUACGUAUAUGCAUCGAUCCACGAGAUCUGAACAAAGCUCUGCGUAGAGAGCAUUACCAACUCCCCACACAGCAGGAGAUAACAAGCCGCCUGACAGACGCCAAAUUCUUCAGUAAACUGGAUGCGAACUCUGGAUUUUGGCAAAUGCCACUUGACGAAGAGAGCUCUUAUUUGACGACAUUUAAUACGCCAUUUGGUCGCUAUCGUUUUACUGUGAUACCAUUUGGUGUCGUGUUUGCACAAGAGGUGUUUCAUAAAACUGUCAACGAGAAAUUUCAUGAUUUACCCGGAUGCGAGACGGACAUCGAUGAUAUUUUGAUUUGGGGACGAACACUGGAAGAACAUGAUCAAAACCUUGAACGUGUCCUCAAUGGAGUGACAGAUAUCAAUAUGACACUUAGCAAAGACAAAUGUCAGUUUCGACAAACCAAGAUAACCUAUCUGGGAGAAACGCUUACGGCAAAUGGUGUCAAGCCUGACGAGACCAAAGUUGAAGCAAUCAAGAAUUACCCCAAACCUACGAACAAGCAUGACGUCCAACGACUGUUAGGCAUGGUCAAUUUUAUCGCCAAGUUUGCACCGAACAUUUCAGACGUCACCGCACCUCUGAGAGAACUCAUCAAGAAGAACGUUGCAUUCCACUGGCUCGAAACACACGAGAAAGCGUUUCGAGAUCUACAGCAUUCACUAACUGACCCUGCUACUCUGCGUUACUACGAUGUAGCAAAACCAGUGACACUCCAAGUCGACGCUUCACAAAACGGUCUUGGAGCUGCUCUAAUCCAAAACCAAGGUCCAGUAGCUUACGCAUCGAAAGCCAUGAACGACACACAACGACGCUACGCACAGAUCGAAAAGGAACUGCUGGCUGUUGUUUUCGCCUGCAAAAGAUUCCAUCAGUACGUUUAUGGUAAAACCAUUACUGUCGAAAGCGACCACAAGCCUCUGGAAGCUAUUCUCAAAAAACCCUUGUCACAAGCACCGAGUCGCCUCCAGAAAAUGUUAAUGCAGCUACAAGCCUACGACAUCAACUUGGUUUACAAGAAAGGAAGUGAAAUGUACAUCGCUGAUGCGCUGUCACGUGCAUUUCCUCCUGAGAUAAUACCAGAGCAAUUUGAAGAAGACAUAGCUUCGGAGCGAUUCAUCCAUCUGAUGUCAUCCGAGUCUUACGUCACUGACCGGAAACUCCAAGCCAUCAAAGAUGAAAUCCAUACAAACGAAACAAUGCAACUUUUGGUCAAACAGAUACAAGAUGGAUGGCCAGAUCAUAAGAUACUGGUUCCAAGUGAAGUACAACCGUACUACCCAUAUCGCCAAGAACUGACAACCGAAGGUGGGCUUAUCUACAAGGCCCAUAACAUCCUCAUUCCACCAUCAUUGCGAGCUGACACCCUCCAAAAACUCCACCAAUCACACCAAGGAAUUGAGAAGACAAAGAGAUUGGCUAGGGAGAGCAUAUUCUGGCCAGGUAUGAAUUCCCAGAUUGAAGAAUUAGUGUCGAACUGUUCCACAUGUCUUCAUCACGCUAGUGCCAACCAACGAGAACCACUUCAUCCACAUGAAAUUCCCAGUCGACCCUGGCAAAAAGUCGGCACUGAUCUUUUUGACUGGAAUGGAAAACCGCAUCUAAUAGUCGUUGACUAUUACAGCCGAUACCCCGAAGUUUCUGAACUUCGAAACACGAAAGCACGGACAGUCAUCAACAAGACAAAGUCCAUAUUCAGUCGACACGGAAUCCCAGAAAGUGUAGUCUCCGAUAACGGCCCACAGUACUCAUCCGAAGAGUACAAACAGUUCGCUAACGACUACAACUUCAUCCAUAACACUAUCAGCCCGAGAUACCCCCAGUCUGGUGGUCUACAUGAAAAGACAGUCCAAACAGUCAAGAACCUUCUUGAAAAAUGCAAAGUCGCCAAUCAAGACCCAUAUCUCGCGUUGUUAGAUUACCGCAACACCCCUAUAGAUGGCGUCACCCCAGCACAAGCCCUAAUGAGCAGACGACUCCGCUCACCCCUUCCCAUAUCCCAAAGAAAGCUUAAUCCAAAACCUGUCAACAGAACCACUUUCCACGCAGCACGUCAACAACAGCAACAACAACAGAGAAAACACUAUGACCGCACUGCUAAGUCUCUGCCACCAUUAGAAAAAGGUGAUGCAGUGAGAUUUAAGAAAGAUCCUCAAGCAGCAUGGACCCGUGGGACGGUGAUACGAAAGCACGAAGCACCACGAAGCUACGUAAUAAAGGGUGAGAACGGAACGGAAUAUCGACGGAAUCGCAGACAUCUACGAAAGACUAGAGAACAUCAAGCUGACCUAGACACACCGGAUAUUGACGAUCCCCAAGACCCGAUCCCACAACCAACAACCAAUGCAGAAAGAAACAACAUCCAAAUCCCAAUAGCGCCAAACCUACCCCAACUGAAGACAAGCCGUUAUGGCAGACGGAUAAACCAGAAUCCGAACUACAAGACGUGA